GAUUAAAAAAUCAAAAGCUAUGGAGAUCCAGUAUGCUUGGGAAGGGGGGGGAGGGCAGCCAAACCAGCACCCAGACAAAUUCACAACAGAUCCUUCCCCAUAGGCUGCAUGCAGCAGGGCAGCAGCACACUCCUGCAACGUGCUUUUCUCACUGCUACUUUGCAGCCAGCUCCACCUGCACUCCCUGCCUGGAGCACCAGUGGUCCCCUGCCAGGAGCACGCAGUGCUACGACCGCAGUGAGAGAUUCCUCCGUUGGGACGAGCCGCUCACGGUUGGCUUGCUGAUAUCCACGUCCAUCAUCACAUCCCUGAUCUGUCUGACGGCCGUGCUCUUCAUUAAGAACCUCAGCACCCCCCUCGUGCAGGCUUCUGGAGGCAGCCUGAACCUCUUUGCCUUGUUUGCACUCGUGCUGAUGUGCCUCAGCUCCUGUCUCUUCAUAGGGAAGCCCAGCAACAACCUCUGCAUGAUGCAGCAGAUUCUCUAUGCCCUGUGCCUCAACGCCUGCUUCUCCACCUUCCUCACCAAGUCCUUGGAGAUCGCCCUGCUGACAGAAUUCCCUCGCUGUGCCCGCACUGCCCUGCGCUGGGUGACGCCAAGCAGGGCCUGGCUCCUUGUAGCCCUGUGCCUCCUCAGCGAGUGCCUCUUCUGUUUCUGCUACCUGCACCUGGGCCCUGACUACGUGCUGCCUGACUACACCUCGCUGCCCACGGAGGUUCUGCUCACGUGUAGCACCGCGUCCUGGCUUGCCUUCGCCUUGAUGCAUGGCUACAAUGGCUGCUUGGCCUUCGUCUGCUUCCUGUGCACGUUCAUGGUACAGACCUCUGGGAAGAAGUACAACAUGGCCAGGGGGAUCACAUUCGCCAUCCUCAUCUACUUCAUCAUCUGGAUCUUCUUUGUUGCCAUCUUUGCCACUCUGAGGACAGUCCUCAGGUCUGUGAUUCAGAUUGGUACCAUUCUGAUGGUCAGUCUGGGUAUUGUGGGGACCUACUACAUCCCCAAAUGCUACAUCCUCUUGCUGAAGCCUGAUUUGAACAGAGAAGAUUAUUUCCAGUACUCCACCAAAGAGGAGCCAGAAGGAGACCCUCAAUAAACAGGCAACAAACCAGAUCUAUUGUAGAUCAUUAGAAGCUGGCUGUAUCUUAUAUCAUAUCAUAGAAUCACACCAUAGAAUGGCCUGGGAUGAAAAGGACCACAAUAAUCAUCUAGUUUCAACCCCUCUGCUAUGUGCAGGGUCACCAACCACCAGACCAGGCUACCCAGAGCCACAUUUUAGCAAGAAUACUCUGUUCAGAAUGACUCUAUAAGGUAUGAUGCAAACUCGAUCACCAAUUUAAUGUAACUAAUGUGAAACAAAGCUAAACCUUCCAAAGCCAAUGUUUAAAUUUGUGUUCUAUGUGGGGAAAAAAAUAAAAAAAUAAAAAAUCUUGAUUUGGACACAAAACUACAGAAACCAUUUUGAGGUAUAAGGGCAGCUGUAUGUGUGACAUGAGAAGUGCAUGACCCAUUCAAAUAUCAAUUCACUCAUUUGUAUUUCAUUAACGUGUCAGCAAACAUGGAAAUGAGGACGAGGCACACAGAAACAAAGUGCAAAUCACACUAUCACAGUCACUCCAAGAAAUCCCUUCUAUCUCAAAUCACAUGCAAAGAUCAAUGGGGAGGAACACCUCUUACCCACAGGGACAUUCUGCCAAGGGGACAGAAUGAAUCAAACACUGUAAGCACCAGGAAACAUCCUUAAUCUCUGCAGCACAUCUGUUGUUCACUGCACAGGAGGAGAAUUCUCAGCUCCAAGAAGGGCAGUGCUUUGCUCCAUUCAAUAGCAAAGUUACAAAAUGGGUAACAGUGAUCGUUUCAGAAGGCAUGACAGAUCCUCGUAAAGGAAAAAAGCAGACUGACCCUGACAAAAGCUGCUUGCUAACCAUCCCCAGUCAAUAUCUAGCUAAUAUUCUAAAUGUUCUACAUCAA
Meleagris gallopavo (turkey) is the source of this 1966-nucleotide messenger RNA. NCBI's taxonomy places the organism in Eukaryota, Metazoa, Chordata, Aves, Galliformes, Phasianidae. The record is from RefSeq and is a predicted model, not a curated record.